This is a messenger RNA of Epinephelus fuscoguttatus (brown-marbled grouper), 3280 nucleotides long. RefSeq names its product proteasome activator complex subunit 3-like. Gene Ontology annotation, molecular function: endopeptidase activator activity. Gene Ontology annotation, biological process: regulation of proteasomal protein catabolic process; regulation of G1/S transition of mitotic cell cycle; positive regulation of endopeptidase activity. The record is from RefSeq and is a predicted model, not a curated record. NCBI's taxonomy places the organism in Eukaryota, Metazoa, Chordata, Actinopteri, Perciformes, Serranidae. Gene Ontology annotation, cellular component: cytoplasm; nucleoplasm; proteasome activator complex. Bases 114 to 884 code for a protein of 256 amino acids. The transcript has 10 exons.
UUCUGAUGACGUCAUGCACUUGUGGACGCGGUAGUGGUGGUCCGUGCAGUCUGUGCAACAUUCGAGCAAAAAAGGUUCAACUUUUCAGCGGUUUUUGACAUUUACUUCUCACCAUGUCAUCUCUUCUUAAGGUCGACCGUGAAUUGAAGACUAGGGUGGAAACAUUCAGGGAGCAGAUCAGCAGUGAGGCCGAGCACCUGGUUGCCAGCUUUUUCCCUCAAAAGCUCCUAGAGUUGGACCACUUUCUCAAGGAGCCGAUCCUCAACGUGACUGACCUGAAAGAAAUCCAUUCAGAGAUCAAGUUCAGAGUCCCGGAGCCAAUUAUCUUCACUAACAGCCAUGAUGGUGUGGACACGAAUACCAAGAAGAGGAAACUAGAAGAUGGAGUCACUGAUGACAGUAGGCAAGGGGGAACAAAAAUGCUGGUGAUGCCAGAGGGGAUGCUGAAAUGUAACACCAAGCUGGUGGACCUGAUUGAACGAGUCAAACCAGAGAUCAGGACACUGAUUGAGAAGUGUAACACAGUGAAGACGUGGGUCCAGCUGCUCAUCCCCAGAAUAGAAGAUGGGAACAACUUUGGAGUCUCCAUACAGGAAGAGACAGUGGCAGAGCUAAGGACAGUGGAAUCAGAGGCAGCAUCUUACUUGGACCAGAUCUCCAGAUAUUACAUCACAAGAGCCAAGCUUGUCUCCAAAAUUGUCAAAUACCCUCAUGUGGAGGACUACAGGAGGACCAUAUCAGAGAUAGAUGAAAAGGAGUACAUCAGUUUGAAAAUCAUUGUUUCAGAGCUCAGGAAUCAAUAUGUGAUACUUCAUGAUAUGAUCCUGAAGAAUAUUGAGAAGAUCAAGAAACCCAGAAAUAGCAACUCUGAAGCUCUUUACUGAUAACCCCUACACACGCACGCACGCAUACACAAACACACACGCACACACACACACACACACACACACACACACAUACACACAUCCAAAACAUCAGCUGCAGGUCAGUUAGCUAGAAUUAGAAUUAAGCUAGAAUUAUUAGUCAGUGCUAGUCUCGCUUACCAGACCUUUCUCAAGAAAAGAAAGGUCUGGCUGGGCCGACUCUCACUUUAAGAUUGGAGAAAAAAAUGCCCCGGCUUUUUGUAUUUCUUUCAACCAAUCACAGUCGUUCUUGGCGGUGCCACAGCAACGGUGCGCUUGCAAAAAUAUUGCUGGGGGGAAACAGGUUUUGGUGUAACACGCCCACAAAAAUAUCGCCUACAGGACGCGAACCUUGGCAGAAAAAUGGCUACAUCCCCGCAAGAUCAAACACUGCAAAAGCUAGUAAAGGACAUGUUGAAAACUGCUACACAGCCGGAGGUGGUAGGGUGGGACUUCAGCGGGUGGCUCGUUCCGCCCAAUGAGAGGCUGAUCUAUGCAGCGAACUUCUGCCCACUCAGACUAAGUCAGUACUGACCAAUAAUUCUAGCUUUUUUGCAGUAGUCUACCUGAUGGUUUAGGGUUGUAUAACUCCAGGACAAUUCACAAUGUGUCAAAUAAGUUACUGCCUUUGGACUGAUAGCCUGCUGAUAUUCAGUACUGAAAACUUCAACAUGAAUGGUGCUCGCUACUUUAUAUGUAAAACCCCAGCUGUCUGGGUCAACAGUGAGCUUGAGGAAGCUAUAAAAAUGCAUUUGAAAAAAAUAUAUCAUCUACACGCACAUGCACAUAGUUUUCAGCUGUUGUGGGAUCCUCCUCUGUUUGUUUUUGGCCUUAUUCUGCAGUCACCUACAUACUUUCUGACAAGUAACCCUCAGUUUUGGCUUCCCAGAACUCUGGAAUCUGACCUCAGACUCUUUUUCCUGCAAGUAUCCCGACUCCAUGCUGCUGUUACAAAGACCACCUACAUGGCCUGCCUCCUAUCUGCUCCACAGGGACUGAAGCUCCAAGAUUCCUGCUGGUUUCUCUUCCUGUCUGAGUUGUUUGCUCUUGUGAAUGCCAUGCCUCUCCCAGGAUUUAUUACGUGUUUUUUCUUUUUUUUUGCUUCAUGUAGCCCAAAAAGAAACCUGGCUGGAUGUGUGUUCUUCUACAUAAUGUGCCUACAUGUUUCUAUCUGUUGUGAUCAAGCAGGCUUGAACCGGGUCUCAAAACAGUUUGUCAAAUAUCAAAAGUCAGGUUCCAUUUAGCUGUUACUAUUUUUUAUGUUUUAAAGGCCCUGCACAGCCCUGGUCAGGGGUAGGCAACCUGCGGCUCCGGAGCCACAUGCAGCUCUUUAGACCCUCUCCAGUGGCUUCUUGUGGCUUUGACAUAAAAGUAUCUGCAAACAAAUAUCAGUUAUUUUUUAACAUUCAGAUUUUCAUUUGUCAUUGUUGUAGGUCAAGAGUGAUUAUUGCAUUCUUCAGCUAUAAAAAUGUGCAGCCUAUACUCAAAUUAAAAAAUGUUUAAACGUUUCAUCAACUAAAAUGUGCUCCAUAUGUCUACGACCUGGCACUUUUCCUCUAAAUUUUGAAGAAUUUCAGUAGUGGUGGCAAGCCUGGAGUCUCUCUAGCAAGGCUAGCAAUGGAUUCCAAAUCCAAAAAAGGAAAAGUCUUGAAGGAAAAUAAAAGAUUUAAUCAUGUGUGGACAGAUUCAUUUGCUUUCACCACCAACACUGCAUAUAACUUAAUGAUUAGAAAUAACCCACUGCAGAGUAGCCACUUUGUAGUAAAUCAUAUUAAGUGAAUGCAAAAUGUGUUUUUUAUGUUAUUUUAAGUUUGUAAGCUAACAAAGUGGUAGUGGAACAGACCUCUGACCAUGCAUGCAUGCAGGUAAGGGUUUUUAUUCAUGCCAACUCAUAAUUCUUUCGAAUAAACUGGAAUGCAAGCCAUGUAGCCUGACCUAAAAUACACCCUGGCUGCAGUCAGACCUGAUAACACUGGGUAUCUUUAAAGAAUGGGGUGAGGUGUUUUACAGUCAUUAGUGUAAUAACCAACUCCCAUUCACUUUGUGCAAAGUUCUAUCGUUUUCAACUCUGACUUUUUUUUAAAUCCACUUUUCUUUAUAUUGGAAGCCUUGUACUAUUAUAAUUCAGCUGAAUUUUAGAAUGUCUUUCAACACAUAACAAGGACUAUGGGUUUUGUCCCGCUUCUCAUACAUUGGAAUCGCAUCAGGAAGGGAUCUCAUUGCCAGUAUGGACAGGAGGAACAGUUACAGCCAACAAUAUCUUUUUCAAUUCACAUAUGGUCAUCUGAUUACUGUAUUAAGAUAAAAAAUUGUUUUAGAACCUAUCAUUUGAUUUUCUCCUACGUUCAAACAGCAUGUUGAAUUUCAAAUAAAAAGUG